Molecule: messenger RNA, 4530 nt
Organism: Sphaerodactylus townsendi
Lineage: Eukaryota; Metazoa; Chordata; Lepidosauria; Squamata; Sphaerodactylidae
Gene: ITGA10
Product: integrin subunit alpha 10
Exons: 28
Coding region: 1-3348 (1115 amino acids)
Biological process (GO): cell-cell adhesion; cell-matrix adhesion; integrin-mediated signaling pathway
Cellular component (GO): integrin complex; external side of plasma membrane
Molecular function (GO): integrin binding
Source: RefSeq, a predicted model, not a curated record
AUGCUGGUGGGAGCUCCCUGGGAUGGAACAGCAGAUGAUCGAAAAGGUGACAUUUACAAAUGCAUUGUGGGAGCAAGAAACAAUUCAGCAUGCACCAAAGUUAAUAUAGGUGACAUAGCUCUGCGGAACAGCUCCAAGCAAAUAAAGAACAUGCAUUUUGGAAUGACGCUUGUGGCCAACAGAGAUGACGGGUUUGUGGCAUGCGCCCCACUGUGGUCUCAAGAAUGUGGAACGUCCAUGUUUAGUACUGGAAUUUGCACCAGAAUGGAUGAAAACUUCCAGCCGAUGGAAAACAUUGCCCCCACAGCUCAAAGAUGCUCAACCUACAUGGAUAUCAUAAUUGUUCUGGAUGGAUCCAACAGCAUCUAUCCCUGGUAUGAAGUGCAGAAUUUCCUCAGCAACAUCCUUAGCAAAUUUUUCAUCGACCCUGACCAGAUCCAAGUCGGGGUUUUACAGUACAGUGAAGAGGCAAUCCAUGAAUGGACUCUCAAAGACUACCAGACUGCAGAAGAAGUAAUCGAAGCAGCCAAAAACAUUAGCAGGCAGGAGGGCCUGGAAACUCGGACAGCUUCUGCAAUCCACAAGGCCUGUACAGAGGCCUUCAGCCCAGAAAGAGGUGGGAGAGAAGGAGCCACCAAGCUAAUGAUUGUGGUGACUGACGGGGAGUCCCACGAUGGCGAAGAACUCCCCGAUGCCCUGGAAGAGUGUGAGAAACGAAACGUGACCCGCUAUGCCAUUGCAGUGCUGGGACAUUAUAUCAGGCGCCAGAAAGAUCCGGACUCCUUCAUCAAUGAAAUUAAAUAUAUCGCCAGUGAUCCUGACGAGAAGUAUUUCUUCAACGUCACCGAUGAAGCAGCUCUAAAUGAUAUCGUGGAUGCUUUGGGGGAUAGGAUUUUUAGCCUGGAAGGGACCCGGGAAUAUAGUUCUUUUGAGCUGGAAAUGUCUCAGAUUGGCUUCUCCAUGCAUCUCCUGGAGGAUGGAAUCCUUUUUGGCAUGGUUGGGGCAUACGACUGGGAUGGCGGAGUCCUGAAGGAGAGCAAUGGCAGGCGGAUCAUUCCUUCAAGGGAAGCUUUUCAGAGAGAGUUCCCCUUGCAACUGAAAAACCACGCCGCCUACCUAGGCUACGCAGUCUCCUCAAUCAAACUCAGGAACGGGAAGGGUCUGUACGUAGCGGGUGCCCCCCGUUUCAAGCACAAGGGGAAAGUCAUCCUGUUUGAGAUGAGCAGCAGUGGUCAUGUGACUAUCUCUCAGGCCCUAACUGGGGACCAGAUCGGCUCGUAUUUCGGCAGUGAAGUGUGCCCUGUGGAUGUGAACGGAGAUGGAAUCACGGACGUCUUGCUGGUGGCUGCACCCAUGUAUUUGGGGGCACAGAACAAGGAAAUGGGUCGGGUUUAUAUCUACAGAGUGGGGCAGCAACUCCUGUCUUUUAAUGGGACACUCCAUGCCGACCCCAAACCUCAAGAUGCUCGUUUUGGCUACUCCCUGCUGGCUGUGUCUGACCUCAAUCAUGACAGCUUUAAUGAUGUGGUGGUCGGCGCACCACUCGAGGAUAAUCACCAGGGAGCUGUCUACGUGUAUCAUGGGUACCGUACCACUGUUCUGCCACGCUUCAAGCAGCGAAUUGAAUCAGCAGGGCUUCGUCGAGGCCUCACGUACUUCGGCCGCAGCUUGGACGGAAAAAUCGAUUUGGACGGCGAUGGUCUGGUGGACCUUGCUGUGGGUGCUCAGGGUGCUGCGGUGGUCUUGAGGUCAAGGAGGAUUGUACAGGUCAACGCCUCAAUUUCGGCCAAUCCUUCAUCUAUCAAUGUGAUCCAGAAGAACUGCCAUCGAAACGGCAAGGAGUCUCUUUGCGUCACAGCUGACAUCUGCUUCAGGGUGUCUUCUCGCUCUCUGGGCCGGAGGGACAGCCAAUUUAGUGUGAAGUUCAACGUAUCCCUGGAUGACAGGAAAUUUGGGACGAGAGCUGUUUUUGAUGACACCUCCCAAAAGCUGCUUCAGAAAAGAAUUCGGGCCAUUGUGGGGAGGACAGUAUGCUCGACGGUCCGUUUUCACAUGAUUGACACUUCUGAUUACCUGAGGCCUGUUGUGGUCACAGUCAAGUUUGCACUAAAUGAUGCUGAACCAGGCCCGGUACUGGAUGAGAAAUCGGUCACGACAGUCAAGAAACUAAUCCCCUUCUUCAAGGACUGUGGAGAGGAUAAUGAGUGCAUCACAGAUCUGGUGUUGCAAGCCCAGAUGGACAUCUCUGGAUCCAGGCAGAAGCCUCACGUGAUUCGUAAAGGAAAGCGGAAGGUCUUGGUGGAUGUCCUUUUGGAAAACAAGAAGGAGAAUGCCUAUAACACCAGCCUCAGGCUCUGGUUUUCCAAAAACCUCCACUUCUCUAGUCUAGUGCUGAAGGGCGAGAACCUGGUGAAGUUGGAAUGCACCACCCCAUCGGCCCAAACCCGCACGUGCAGCGUCAGCUACCCUGUCUUCAGAUCCUUAGCAAAGGUGGCCUUUCUCCUUGAAUUUGAAUUCAGCUGCUCUUCCCUUCUGAGCCGAGCGCACGUGAAGCUCACUGCCAGCAGUGACAGCCGUGAAUUGAAUGCGACCCUUACAGACAACUCCGUGCAGCCCUUGGCUUAUGUCCGUUAUGAGCCUGACCUUUUCCUGACCAGUGAAUCCACGCUAAAUCGGUAUGAAGUGCAUCCUGUGGGGACCUUUCCAAAUGACAUGAUCCCAGAGUUCAAGACAACCAUCAAGGUGCAAAAUCUUGGCUGCUACACCGUGGAGGACCUCUCCCUCCUCAUGGAUCUUCCCACUGCAGCCUAUCAGAACAGCGAGUUCCUCUCCAUCACCCACAUCAUGGGGGACAAUGUGUCUUGCAUCUUUCAAAAUUUGACUGAGACUACACCAAGAGCAGGCAGUGGUGUGAUUCCUAUUCAUCCAGAAGAACUCAUGCAUGUUGAGAAGUUGAACUGCACCAAUACCAGGUGCCAAACGAUGAAGUGCGAACUAUCCCAUAUCGAAAGGAGCUCAGAAGUCUCCAUCCACCUGCUGAGAGCUGUCCAUAAUGAGUUUUUUAGGAAGGCAAAGUUUAAGACCGUGAAGAUUGUGAGCACGUUCACCCUGACCUCCCAAGAAGAGGACGGCAUCCUCCUCCUGCCCAAGGCAGCCCAUCAGAGGGAGAGUAUCUUGGAGAUUAUCCAGCCCAAACUGGUCCCUCUUUCCCUCUGGAUCCUGAUUGGCAGCAUCAUUGGGGGACUCCUGCUGCUGGCCGUGAUCAUCAUCUUUUUGUGGAAGCUUGGAUUUUUUGCACAUAAAAAGCCCGGCGAAGAAGAGAAAGAGGAGCAGCAGGCAGCGUUUUGAGCAGAGACGCUUCAGUUCUCCACAGAAACCAGCAACUUUGGGAGGCAUCAGCAGACAGGGAGUCUCCGUUUUCCUCCUCGGGUCCCCUUUCUUCCAGCUGCACCCAAGAAAUGGUCCUGUGAUCCACUACCUUUCCUUUGCCUUUGGGAAAACAAGGAAAUAAGCCAUUUUCACCCACCAGGGCCACCGUUUUCACAAAGCCAUCAGAAAGUGGGUCUUGAAAUCAGGGAUCCAGUUUUGCUUGUGGGGUUCAGAGGACAGAGAAAAAGGAGCAGUAAUGUAAAUGCCAGCGGAUAAGCUCCCCCCCCCCCCACACCCCAUCAAGGACAUGAACUGUUCUGAGUGCAGACCACACCCUUUGCACCUCUGACUGAUUUCCGUACUGAGGAACUCCACAAACAGCUCCCGUUCUACCUGCAGCAUCGCUACUCCGGUGAGAGAAACACUGGUUUCAAAUAACCACGUACAAACGCUGUUUUUCGCUUAGGAUAUGCCCAAUCCCAGUUGAAAGCUCCCGGCUGUUCAUUGAGACCUGCGGCUAUGGCAACGGGAGGCCAUUUGGGUGGCAGAGGACCAGUAAAGCGGAGAGGUGUUGCAGCUAUGGUUGCCAACCUCCAGGUGAGACCCAGAGAUCUCUUGGAAUGGCAACUGAUCUCCAGAGAAUAGAGGAGUUCCCCUGGUGAAAACAGCUGCUAGGGGGUGGCCUAUUUGACACUGCUGGGCCCCACUCCAACCCCAGACUCCACUUCUGAAUCUCCAGGGAUUUCCCAAUCCAGAGUUGGUGCCCCCAGUUAUAAUCCUACAUCUCUGUGACCCAAGUGUUUAUUACCUUUCCCUGAUCGUGACCCAAAUGGCCGCUGGCAGUGGGAAAAACUGCCAUGGACUACUUUAAGGUGGGGCAGGAGGGGGCUUGAGUCGUCACCUGCAAGAAAAUGUGCACGACCUGUUCCCCGGGGAAGCGUACGCAAGUAUGAGGGAGCUGGCAAGGGAACAGGCCCCUCUCUGCCUUUUGCCAGAGGCUGUAGGCGGCCAGCUGUCUGCCUGGCUUCCAGUGGUGGCUUGAAGAUGCUCGCCGACUACCCACGGGCAUGGCAGGCAGAGGUGCGAGACAACUCGCUGCAUGGGGAGUGUUGACGAAAAGCACAGAGAUAUUUCUGCUAUUAAAAGGGGAAAAGGACAAAA